Messenger RNA from Lethenteron reissneri (Far Eastern brook lamprey), 2099 nucleotides. RefSeq names its product ubiquitin-conjugating enzyme E2 A-like. NCBI's taxonomy places the organism in Eukaryota, Metazoa, Chordata, Hyperoartia, Petromyzontiformes, Petromyzontidae. The record is from RefSeq and is a predicted model, not a curated record. Gene Ontology annotation, molecular function: protein binding.
AAAAUAAUAAAAGAAUAAAACAUAAUAAAAUACAAUUCUCACAGUGAGAAUUGUAUUUGCCCCUAAAUUAAAUAUUCUGAUUCUUGAAGUGCGUGCAGCUGAAACCCAAGGAGCCCAAUGUGUUCGCGCGCCAGCGCACGUAGGCUCGGCCACGUGGACCUGCCAAGCCCCGCCCACCGCCUCCCAUUGGCUGACACCUCCAGACGAGAGCACGCCCCCUCACCAAAACCACGCCUUUGUGGGCGGGGCUUCAGCCAGCCACUGUAGGUCACGCCCCCGCGCGUGACGUCACUCGCGUCUAAGAUAUAAAAGGCCGGGCACACGUGCGACCUGUGGCUGUUAUUGAUGCGGAGGGUGGCGGUGGAGGAGCCGUGUUGGAAUCCGACCAGGGGUGGUUGACCGAAGGUUUUAGUACAUCUUGUACGUACAGGGGCAGUGACGAAGACAGAAUGCUUCUGCUCGAGUACAACGGCGAGCCGCUGGCUGUGUCCCGCUUGCUGGAGCCCAGCGAUAGUUGGGACGCGGCCCCGGCAGGGCACACGCCGGCCCACCUCGCGGCUCGAGGAGGGCACGCGCAUGGCCUCUUCAUGUUCCUGCAGGCCGGCAGCGACGUCAACUCGCAGGAUCAUGUGGGCGAGACCGUUAUGCACAAGGCUGUGCGAUCGGGCAGUGCAGCGUGCGUGGGGCUCCUCCUGUCAUGCGGGGCCCAUCUACAGUUACAGGAGGACCCUCCGGCAGGAGUGAGUGGGGCGCCCUCAGAAAACAACAUUAUGCUGUGGAACGCAGUUAUAUUUGGGCCCGAGGGAACUCCGUUUGAGGAUGGAACGUUCAAGCUGACGCUGGAGUUCACGGAAGAAUACCCUAACAAGCCUCCCACAGUGAAAUUCGUGUCAAAAAUGUUUCACCCCAAUGUGUACGCAGACGGCAGUAUAUGCCUGGACAUCUUGCAGAACCGGUGGAGUCCAACCUAUGACGUAUCCUCCAUCCUCACCUCCAUUCAGUCUCUGCUGGAUGAGCCCAACCCCAACAGCCCUGCCAACAGCCUGGCAGCACAGCUGUACCAGGAGAACAAGCGCGAGUACGAGAAGAAGGUGUCCGCCGUCGUGGAGCAGAGCUGGCGGGACUCGUAACGGUGGCGCAGCGGCUCGCCACGCCACCAUGCCACCACGCGGGACUUUUGUAGAAAUGGGAGCAAUUGUCGGGGGGGAGGUUUGGUGGGGGAGAAGGGGAUGCGAGUGAAAGAGUGCAGGAGGGAAAAAAAUAAAAAUACAGCAUGUCAGCAUCUCUUAGGUUGGAAAGUAAUUGGCAAAUGUUUAACCGAAUUUGAUCCCUUAAUUCAGUGUAUUACGAUAACAAGACUAACAAUGACGGUCGUGGUAACCUCUGUCCAGCUCUUGUAAUCAGAAUCUGCUUCAUUUGAAUCGUGUGAUGUGUAGCGCUAAAGCCGCAUUGAAUGGGUGGAAGGGGUGCAGAGUUUCUGUGAUGGCGUUGACAUCCUCGUAUCCCAAAGUGAGCCGAGUGGGUAGGUCGUCACGCUGGUGGUGGCCGUGUAAGAUGAUGGCGUGUCGCAGCGUCGCGUCACGUUGUUCCAUUGCAGUUGCACGUCGGACCCGCCUGCCUGCUCGCACGCUCGCUUCACAAACCGUCCCAUUUGCCGCUUCUGCUUUUUGGCUUGGCCAAAAAAACAUUUUUAUUUCAUGCAUAAUGAGUGCAGGUAUCGCCUGCCCUUGCUUUAAUUUUUGGACGUCUUUAGAAGUAUAUAUUAUGUAUUUGCUGUGUGUCCGACCCAAUCCUCUCUCGUCGGCGUUGCCGUGUGUUGCCCACUGAAAGAGAAUCCCCUAAAGGGGAGCAAAGAACUUGGUGCGCGACAAAAAUUGCCGCCGUGUUGCUAAAAUGGUCGCUUUCACGAGAGGGGGGUGCCUGUCCUGUUCGCUUUUUGCUGGGCUCAUUGCCGUGUAUUGUUCCGGAGCCUAUUCCCAAGUGGUGUUUAUGUUUGAAAAACGAAGAGAACUUCAUACGUCUUUGCACUUUGAUUUAAAGCUGUACAAUUUCCUUCAGGGUGGAAGGAAAAAAUAAUAAAUCUGUUGAAACCUCGUGAA